This is a messenger RNA of Polyodon spathula (Mississippi paddlefish), 1638 nucleotides long. Its product is annotated as lysophosphatidic acid receptor 6-like. The record is from RefSeq and is a predicted model, not a curated record. Gene Ontology annotation, molecular function: oxysterol binding; G protein-coupled receptor activity. Gene Ontology annotation, biological process: G protein-coupled receptor signaling pathway. NCBI's taxonomy places the organism in Eukaryota, Metazoa, Chordata, Actinopteri, Acipenseriformes, Polyodontidae. The coding region runs from base 303 to 1259 and encodes 318 amino acids. Gene Ontology annotation, cellular component: membrane. The transcript has 2 exons.
ACUUCCUGUCUCUGGUCUGCACUGUGCUCGGUACAACUGAGCUGCAGAGUGUUUCCACAGAGGUGAGAUGCAUGCUCUUUGAUGAAAACAAGUCAUGGGUGGUGGGCAGCCAGCCAUUCUUUAACUUAGUUUUUGCAUUGUGGAACCAGACUGAUCUCCUCCAAUGUGCUCCUCUACCUGGAGAUUUCCCGGACAGCUUCAGUACAGUGUGCCUGAAUUAAUCUUGUGUGGAAGCAGAGCCAGCAUCCUCACACUUCCAGUAGUUGAGUCCACUGCAUCAUCUGUGAAUUACUAGCUGAAACAUGUCAGCUUUUGAAAAUGAACCUUGCAGCACAGCCACUGCUGACUUCCAGUACUAUCUUUUCCCUGUGGUUUACAGUGUGGUGUUUGUGUUGGGAAUGAUUGGCAAUUUGGGAGCUCUUUACUUCUUCAUUUGCAAAGUGACAAACCACAGCUCUUCAGAUGUGUACAUUACCAACCUGGCUGUGGUGGACACUAUAUUUCUGUGCACCCUGCCUUGCAGAAUUCAUUACCACCUCAACCACAACAACUGGAUAUUCGGGGACUUGGCCUGCAGGAUCACUGGGACUCUGUACUUCACUAAUAUCUACAUCAGCAUCGCCUUCCUUACAUGUAUUUGCAUUGACCGCUACAUUGCUGUGGUGUAUCCCCACACUUACCUGAGAAUCAGAAACACGCACCUCACGUUAGUGGUUAGUUUGUGCGUCUGGGUCGUCGCAGUGAGUAUAAUGUUGCCUUUGCUGCUUGGCGGUCCAUUGGACAGCACAUCUGAGAAUAACACCACCAGGUGCUUUGAGAACUUCUCAUUUGAAGACUGGACUCACCGGAUGGCAGCUUACAACAUAUGCGCCCUGCUGUUUGGUUCUGCGAUCCCUUUGAGCAUCACCAUGAUCUGCUACCCGCUAUUACUCAAACGCAUCUCCAAAAUCACAACCCCCAGCAGCAGACGAGCCCUUAGCAUCAUCUACCUGAUUCUCACCAUCUCUGUCACCUGCUUCCUCCCAUACAGCAUCACCCAUCUCCUCUACUACCUGUCCAGGCUUCGUAUCAUCACCAACUGCUCUUUCCUUCAUGGGAUCUACAAGAUGCGGAGAGUCACCAUGGCUAUUGUCAGCUGUAACAGCUGUCUGGAUCCUGUGCUGUAUUAUUUCGCAACCAGGAAAUUCAAGUGGAGUUUCCUGAAGUGUCUCAAACCAAAGAGAACAAAAAGGGUCUACACCAUUUACACAGCUAAAUAAAUAUUUGGAGUGAUUGUCAACUGAAUAUGAGACUAGAUGCUUACACAGGAAGAUACAAGGAGCUGUGUUUAUUUCACUCAUGAGGAAUAAACAACAAGCUGCUUUCUCUAUUGCCUGAUGUGCUUUUCAGCCAGUAAAUACGCUUUUAGGCAGAAGACCCUGCUGAGGUGAAAUGGAGGUUACACAGCAGCAGAUCACUGUACCUGCAAUGAAGGCAUCCAGCUGAUACAUUUCCUGUACUAAAUGAACUGUUUGUGAGACCCGCACAACAAAUGAAAGAUUUAAUGGAACCGUUUCAAAGAUUCAUUGUAGCUCAAUCAGUGUCAGGCUAAGGUUUUGUAGUUCCAAACAUUUUCUUGUGAUAAAAAAAUGAAUACAA